Molecule: messenger RNA, 924 nt
Organism: Panicum virgatum (switchgrass)
Lineage: Eukaryota; Viridiplantae; Streptophyta; Magnoliopsida; Poales; Poaceae
Product: putative cyclin-dependent kinase F-2
Exons: 3
Coding region: 1-924 (307 amino acids)
Biological process (GO): protein phosphorylation; intracellular signal transduction
Cellular component (GO): cytoplasm; nucleus
Molecular function (GO): ATP binding; MAP kinase activity
Source: RefSeq, a predicted model, not a curated record
AUGGCCGUCUUCCAGAAGAGCCCUUCCUCGCGUGCUGAGGGAGGCUGCUUAUGCUUAGCCGCCGAAAGGCGACGCUGCGCGGCAGCAACCACGCUCUUCGCCGGAGAAGAUGCGCCAGCGCCGACGGAUCGCCGGGGAAGUGACGACGACGGGGCGCGGCUCGGCAGCGUGGAAUCCAACCAGAGGCUGAGGAAGAUAGGCGAGGGGGCGUUCGGCGCCGUCUCGAAGGUGGUCGCCAUCAAAUCCAGCCGCGACGGCGGCGGCGCGGCGCUUCUGCUGCGCGAGGCCACGCUGCUCGCGGCGUGCCGCGGGAACCCCGGCGUGGUGCGGCUCCUGGAGGUCGUGCGCGGUUCCGGGAUGAACGACGACCUCCACCUCGUCCUGGAGUACGUCGGGCCAAGCCUCCAUGAUGUGAUCGGCACGCGCCACCGCCGCGGGAUCCCGUUCACCGAGUCGGAGGCGCGCCGCGCGAUGGGCCGCCGGCUCAAGAUCUGCGACCUCGGCCUCGCCAGGUCUGCCGCCGCGCCGCCGCCGGACGAGCAGCAGGUGGAUGGCACGGUCGGGUACAUCGCGCCCGAGGUGCUUCUGCGCGAGGACUGCGGCGCGCCCGUGGAUAUGUGGGCGCUCGGGUGCAUCAUGGCGGAGCUCGUCAUGGGGCAGUCGCUGUUCCCGGAAGAGGACCUGUGCCAGCAGCUGAUCGCCAUCAUCGACCUGCUAGGGAUCCCUGACGACGUGUCGUUGAUGCCGCUGGGCAUUGACGCCCGGGCGCCGAGCAAGCUGCGGGAGAAGGUGCCCGAGGAGCGGCUGUCGGCGGCGGGCUUCGACGUCCUGCACGGUCUGCUGCAGUAUGACCCCAAGGACAGGCUCACCGCUGCGGUGGCGCUGCAGAUGCCAAGGUUUGCUGUUGCACCUAUGGAUGACUGA